AUGAACCAGAUGAAUGCCGGUGGGAUGAAUCCCGGGGUCGGAGGCCCUCAACUCCGAUGGGAGUCUCAACAACUUGAAUACAUAUAUCUACGAUUACUUUUGAAACGCGGCUACCACGACUGUGCACGCGCUCUUCUCCGCGAAGAAUCAAUGAAGAUCAACACGGAUCCCGGUACCAAGACAAGUCCCGGUAAUCGCCAGAACGAUAUGAACGGCGUCGAUGGUGACAUGAUGACCGAUGGCAAGGAUGGCGAGAAGAUCAAAAUCCCCGAUGAUCUGCCUCGUGCUAGCCUUCCCAACGACAGUACGCAAACCGCUUUCCUGCUCGACUGGUGGAGUCUCUUCUGGGAGUUCUGGCAGGCGCAGCGCAAGAGAGGAAACAACCACGACAUUCGGCAAUAUCUCUCACACAACCAGGCGCUUAUGCGUGUCCGCGAGCAGCAACAGAAUCAGCUCAUGCGGCAACAGCCGAUGAUGCCUGGCCAGAUGCCGCUCAACAUGCGUCGCAAUGGCAUGCACCCUGUACCCCCCAACCUUCAGAAAACGGUGUUGCAAAACACCACUGGCCUGUACGUCCAGGACAUCAUGAUGCUAUUCCCCAUCCCUUUUUUCACAGGCUCCCAACAGCAAUUGGCCCAGCAGUUCCAAAAGAACCAACAGAUGCAGAUCAUGCAGCAGAUGCAACGUGACCAGCCCGACAUGGACAUGAACGGCAAUCGACCCCAGUCCCCAGCAUCUGCGGACAACGCCCCAUCCCCAUCGAAACGCCCGCGCCUGGAAGGAGGCCCCGUUAACGGACAACAGCUCGCACCUAACGGCCGUGGUCAAGGACAGGGAAUGCAAGGACAGCCUAACCCCCAGGCUCAGGCUAUUAUGAUGCAGAAUGGAAUGAACAGGGGAAUGAACCCGGCGCAAUUCCAGCAGUUCCAGCAAGGACAGGCUGCGCAACAAAAAUCUAUGCAGGUAUAUGCUCAAAACUUGGCCCUUCAUCACACUCGCUCAGCAUUGUCUCCCCAGGGUCUUCCGAACGGCGGUAUGAUGAAUCCCGGCGUUAUGCCGAAUCAGACGGAUCUCGUGGCGAUGCAGGAUGCCAAUGGAGGAAUGUUCCCGGGUGCCGAAUACUAUCAGAACGCCCAAAUGCCCCCGGGUCGAAAUGGCAUGCAACAACCAAACGGCCAGCAAGGCGGCGGCAAUCAUGCUCUCCAGGAUUAUCAGAUGCAACUCAUGCUGCUUGAACAGCAGAAUAAGCGGCGUUUGAUGAUGGCUCGUCAGGAGCAGGACAGCAUGGCCCGUGACGGUCAACCAAUGCCCGGCCAAGGACAGCUGCCACCCGGCACUUCCCCACAGGGCAGUCGCACAGGUGCCUCGCCGAACCCCAGUGAACAAAUGAAGCGGGGUACACCUAAGAUGCCCCAGAGUGGUCUUCCUGGUUCCCCCAGCGCCGGCGAUAUGGGCCAGAACCGCGGAUCUCCUGGAUCUAUGAAUCUGAACGGCGGCCCAAUGCCACCCGAGAUGGCGGCUCAGUUCUUCCAAGGCAACCCCAACAUGCGUCCCCCAAGCUCUAACCCACAAUUCACUGGUCCCCAGAUGGGCCAGCCCAUUCCUGCCGGUGCCGGCGGCCGCAUGCCCAGUGGGCAGUGGCAGCAGCCCGGUCAGCCGAUGCCCCCGCAGCACUCACCCGCAUCUCAGCCCCAGGCCGGCACUCCCCAAGAACGGAAUGCGAUGCCUCCUCCUCAGGCUCCGCCUACUGGCCCUGCCGGCCGCACCCACCCUCAAUCUCCCCAGACGGGUGCAAACGCUCCCCCCACACCUCAGCAGGGUAAUAAGGCAGCUCCCGGCAAGGGCAAGAAAGAAGGCGCCAAGGAGAACACCCGCAAGCGACCCAAGAAGGGUGCUGCUGCCGCUGCCAAUGCUGCCAAUGCUCAAGCUCCCGAAGCUGGAGAGACGGCUCAGACGCCUACUCCAUCCACCCCUGUCACUCCUCAACAUCCUAAUUCCUUCAACAAGGCCGGUGCCAACGGGGGUGCCAAUGCGCAAAUCCAGCCCACCUCGGCCCCAGCUCCGCCAACAAUGGUCCAACCUACCAUGGAUCCCAAUCCGCAAUCUUACAAUGAUCUCUCAAUUCCUGAUAAUGCUUUCAAUCUUGACUUCGGCGCUCUGGAUAACCCUGAUAUCCUGGAGAGCUUCGACUUUGACACUUUCCUCAACACUGACGGUGAUGGGACUGGCUUUGGAUUCGAUCCAAACAUGCCUUUGAGCAUCGACGGUGUCGAGGCCGGUCCAGACAUGGGAUGA
Messenger RNA from Penicillium cosmopolitanum, 2295 nucleotides. It is a transcript of the gene somA, whose product is annotated as putative cAMP-dependent protein kinase pathway protein (Som1). The record is from RefSeq and is a predicted model, not a curated record. Lineage: Eukaryota; Fungi; Ascomycota; Eurotiomycetes; Eurotiales; Aspergillaceae. Bases 1 to 2295 code for a protein of 764 amino acids. The transcript has 5 exons. Gene Ontology annotation, cellular component: nucleus. Gene Ontology annotation, biological process: positive regulation of transcription by RNA polymerase II.